Messenger RNA from Linum tenue, 1503 nucleotides. NCBI's taxonomy places the organism in Eukaryota, Viridiplantae, Streptophyta, Magnoliopsida, Malpighiales, Linaceae. The record is from the annotation of a GenBank genome assembly.
CCACCUCUUCUCCAACUCUCCGACCAAGACAGCCAAUUCCCCUUCUCCAACUGCAACGACGUCGUUUCUCAUCAGCUCCUCCCCCAAACCGCCACCGAGCUCGACGGAAUCUUCACCCAAAGGCAGUUCCUUCUAAACGACGACGCUUCACCACCAAUCCUCCACCACGCCGCGAAUCCCGACCAUUCCUCCUCCGCAGCUCUAUUCGACCUCCUGCGAUCCGGUGCUCCGAUCAGAAAUCAGAGCAAUAUUACCAGCAGCAACAGCAGCAACAUCACGAUCCAGUCGGCGGCGGAGGAGGAAGAUUCCGGCAGGCCGUCCACCGAGGAUCUCCUCCGAAUCGCCGGAGCCAGGUUCAUCCAAUCGUCGUGGAAACCGGGCGGCGGUAGUGACACUAACAACACAAACAACAACCCGCCGCUCGACGACCUCUCCUCGGCCGUCGGCCUGUCCGACGAGGAGGCGAGGAGCGUCGAGCUGGCGGAGUCCCUCCUGACCGCGGCCGAAAAAGUCGGGGACGGGCAGUACGAUAAGGCAAGCAUUCUGCUGACCGAGUGCGAGCUCCGUCUGGCGGGGCCGGAGAAGGUGGAGGAGAUCCUGAUGUUCCCCAGGAGGUGCUUUCUCGAGUUCUACGACAAGGUGCCGUUCGGCCAGGUGUCGGAGUUCGCGGCGAUUCAGGCCGUGGUGGACAGUGUGUGUGGUUCGAGGAGGAUUCAUAUCGUGGAUUUCAAUAUCAAGAAUGGGGAGCAGUGGACCAUUUUCAUGCAGGCGUUGGUCUCCAGGGACGAGGUUCAAUCGGUGGAUCAUUUGAAGAUCAGCGCGGUCGGGAUCAGGUCGAGAGACGUUAUGGAAGAGACUGCCCAGAGGUUGGUCGACUUUGCAAGGACAAUGGCAUUGUCAUUCUCAUUCAACCUGGUCAUGCUGGACGACUUCGCCGACCUCAAGGAGGACACGCUGGCGGUGGAGCCCGGCGAGACGGUCGCCGUCCUGUCGGAGUACCUCCUCACCACUCUGGUCGCGCACUCGGACAAGCUGGACCGCGUGAUGAAGACGAUCGCGACCCUGAACCCUUGCGUCAUGGUGGUGACCGAGGUCGAAUCGAACCACAACUCGCCCGUCCUGAUCAACCGGUUCGUCGAGUCGCUGUUCUACGCGAGCGCCUACUUCGACUGCCUGGAGGCCUGCAUGGACCGGGACAGCCCACACCGGCGGUUCGUGGAGCUGACGGUGUUCGGGGAAGGGAGCAGGAUCAUCGUCGCGGCGGAAGGGGAGGAGAGGGCGUUCAGGAGCGUGAAGAUGGAGGUGUGGAGGGCUUAUUUCAGGAGGUUCGGAAUGGAAGAGGCGGAUCUGAGCCUGUCUUGCCUGUACCAGGCGGAGCUCGUUACCAAGAAGUUUACCUGUUGGAGGCAUUGCACGAUUGGCGUGGACGGGAAGAGCUUGAUUGUUGGGUGGAAGGGGACGCCCAUUCAUUCUGUUACUGCCUGGAAGUUUAACUGCGAAUGA